This is a messenger RNA of Talaromyces stipitatus ATCC 10500, 1929 nucleotides long. RefSeq lists its product as uncharacterized. Bases 1 to 1728 code for a protein of 575 amino acids. Lineage: Eukaryota; Fungi; Ascomycota; Eurotiomycetes; Eurotiales; Trichocomaceae. The transcript is spliced from 2 exons. The record is from RefSeq and is a predicted model, not a curated record.
AUGUCGGGGGAAAAGAAGGAUAAUGGCUUCAACUCCUUAGGCUCGCCUCUGGGCUCAAACUCGCAAUCUCAAGCGAACGGGAACAGGAUCACGGCACUCGCUGCGCCUGCUGCAUCCACUGGGGCUAACAGACCUAUCAAAAAGAUCAAAGACCCUAAUAUGACAGAUGGGCGGCUGCUAGUUAAUCGAAGAUGCAUCUAUGAGCGCAAACUGCCCGGUAACGCCUAUGUCACUGCACAUGCAGAACGUUUACAACAUGGCUUCUUCAGCAGCAAGAACACAUCCGACCCGGAAAUCGCGCACGUGGACUUUCUCGCUGUCAAUUUUGUAAUGCAUCCGGGUGACUCAGGCAAGCACCGCUUCAAAUCUGCAACGAUCAAAGCGACCGUUCAAAACUUUCCUAUGGGCCCCAGUACCGAGAAUCCAUACCCAUAUCCUCAGGAGAACCCCAAGUUCUUGAUGCAUGCACCCCAUCUAAUCUAUGGAGCCGUUUCCCCCGAAACCUUGCAGUGGACCUUCAGCUUGGCCGGGUCGCUCGGCAUAUCCGAAACCCCAAUUUCGGCAUCCGUAAAUCCGGCAGGCACGAGAAGCGCAUCAUAUAAAGUCUACGAAAUGUUGAAGAUCCAAGGGUCAUGUAGGACUUUUAGAAGUCCCGACGGUCCAGAGUUUGACGUUGAAGACGGUGAAGUUGUCUGGUCACUCAGCGAGAAUAGUCUGCAAAGAUCUGGAUUGCCCAGGGAGUUCACCUUCGUGAUGUUGGUUCAGAAACCAAGCGCCCAUAACAAGAUCAUGUUCAAAAUCGAUAUUGAUCCGGUCAUUGAUGCAUGGUAUGGGAAAUAUCCUGCGUGGUGGAUUAACAGGCCGAGCUACCAACCGUUACAUAAACGGGCAAUAAAUUUUCGAGCCGAGUUCGGUCAGAAAUUUGUCCCUGUCGACUCGGAGAAAGGCUUCAAUUUUGCUACUUUGGCACAAUCACUAGACGACUAUGUGAACAUGCCUGGUAGUACUUACUCAUCGAACGUAUCACCUGACGGUGUUUAUAACGAUCCUAACGGCGCGGCCAUCUCGAAUCCACCUCGAUCAUCAAGACCUCCUGGCGGCAAUGCCAGCGACAAUGAUUCUCAACCAAUCUAUAUCCCUGAAUACCCCCAAUACCCAGGAGACCGCAGAUACCAAUAUCCCACGUCCCAGCCGACCUACUGUCCUCCGUUCCCGGCAAAUGCAGGGCAGGUGUGGGAAACAAACUCACCAUUCCGACGCGGAUGGCCACGAGAUGCAUCUUACUAUGGAGAACCUAAUGGCAACCGUGAAAGUACUAUCAACGUGAGGAUUCUCCUGGAUAAUGCCGUUACUUCGCACAUUGCAGCUGCCACUCUGGGAACACCAAUACGACGGCUUGAUUCGCCGACAAUGUACGAAAUCAACGACACACCACCCCCUAACAGCAUUCGAGACCCUGCCGUUGUUAAAGUACAGACUUUAGACACUCCAUCCAAGUCGACAGUCUACGAAGGACAUGUGAAUGGAGCCAAACAAUAUACUCCACUCACAAAUGGCGUUCCGAGCACCACACCUCCUUCAAGCGGGAUACAGCGCAUGCGCAAUGGCUUGGCCGCCGGCUCCCUUCGGAGAAGAUCUACUUCAUAUGCUCAGAAUGGAUAUCAGAAUCAGCAGAACCGAUACUCUUAUCCUAUUGCAUCAACAGACGAUGAGCCGGAAAUGUUUUAAUCGUUUCAAGAAUAAUGCGCCAUGUAUUUGCUUCUCUAACCAAUCUCUUACUGCUUUUACGCAUUUUAGCUCUAUAAUAGAAGUCAUUUUUGAUUAUGCAUUUACUUGGAGUUGAUGGCAUCCAUUUUGAUUCCGCAUACGCCCCUCUUCAUCUCAUUCUUGCUCUUCGUCUUGACUUCGGCGUCUCAAGCGGGUUGUAUA